Molecule: messenger RNA, 2787 nt
Organism: Penicillium arizonense
Lineage: Eukaryota; Fungi; Ascomycota; Eurotiomycetes; Eurotiales; Aspergillaceae
Exons: 2
Coding region: 1-2787 (928 amino acids)
Source: RefSeq, a predicted model, not a curated record
AUGGACCUGCAAUCUCCCUCUGUUCUGGCGCAAUUGCCUCGCCCCCUUCACGCCUCCACCGGCAAAACACGUAUUAGCGAUGUCUUCAGUCUCGCCGAUGCGAAAAAGCGCAAGCGCUACGAAGUCGCAGUUGCGGUGGAUGGUGAGGCUGUGAACAUCUACAAUGUUCAAACGCCAAAGCUCGUAACUUCCUACGCCGUCCCGCCGCAAUCUACAUUUUCUUGUCGCCCAUGCUCCGUUCGCCGCAAGCUGUCGAAAAAGUCGGCAGUUCGGAGACAAACCUAUACCGCCGUUACUAAGCCCGAGCACCAGAUCAAGUGUUUCGUGGAGGAGAUCGGCAGCAGUGGCUCAAGUGCCCCGGUCAUUUCUUCCUCGACUACCACUGUGACUGAUUCGACCAGCCCCACCACCUUCGUCGGCAUUGUUCCCUCCAGCGCCAACGAUGAAGCAGAGACGGAUCCCUUUGACAUUUUGGCUGUUCACGAAGAUGGCCGUGUGCGUAGACUGUCUUCUGAUUUGAAGACCCAACGGUGGAGCAUUCAGCACAGCGAGAUUGCCAAGGUCUGCUCUACUCACAAUGUCCAAUCCAGCUUCUUGGUGGAGUUUGAAGAUGCAAAGAAGGCUUUGUUCAAGAGACGACAGGACCUUGCUUCGAUGGCAUUGGGUGAUUUGACAGCCUCUGGUGUUAAUGAGCCAUCCAUCUUGCUGGUGGUAUCGCAGCCAAAGAACACCGACAGGGUUUCCUUGAAGGAUAUCAUUGUGCAGAUGUUCUCCGUUCCCGCGGAUUCAAAGUCACAGUCGCAUGAGAGUCAACGGUUGAGACACCUUCAAACUUUCCACAUCCCGGAUUUGAGCGGCUUGGAAACUGCCAACUGCAGUGCGAUGCAAUGGAGCUUCCACUCUGGCUCAGCGGGCUUGAACCUUUCCUUUGAGAAGGGUUUCAUCAACGUCGAUCUCUCCCAGUAUUCGCCUUCCGUUACUUCACAAUUCGUGCUUGAUGAGCACUUCUCCUCGGUGAUGCGCAUUUCGCCGCAGUUUGUGAUUGGUGCGAGCAAGUCUCUGGUGGCAGUCUAUGACACCCAGUACAACUCUGUUCAGCGCAGCAUUCCUGCCGAUGAUAUUUCCUCGAGCACCGGAUCAACUGGAGAGGCCUCUACAAACUUCAUCAGCUACUUCGCCAAGCUUGGAAUUGCAGUGGCGACCAAGGGCAACACCCUCAUUGCUUUUGACCUGAGCUCGCUCCCUAGUGCGCCCAGCUCUUCCCUGAAGCGAACAAGAGACAGCCUCCUCAUUGAUGCCAUUGGCAAAGGUAUUGGGUCAUCUGCUGCCCAGUGGGAUGUGGCCUCUAAGAAACACCGGUCUGACAACAUGGCCUCCCUUCGGCUCACAUCCUCUGAGCAAGUUGAGAAAUGGACGAAGCUUACACAGACUCUCGAGAAGGCGGCUAAGACGAAGAACAUCGACUUGUUCGAUAACGCUGUUUUGACAUAUUUCAGCACUUCUGAUGCUUCAACAAAGCUCCCUGUUCGCGGACAGUAUGUCAACCCAGAAGCAACUCUUUUCUUGCUGUCCAAGAUUUUCGCUGUGGAAGAGUCUACCUCAAAAGAUACCGUGUCAGCGUCUCCGUCAUCUCAACUCCGGGUUGCCAUUUGGCCCCCCACUACUUGCGAGUGGCUCAUUCAGUUGGGUCACUUGUCAUUCGAUAACGUUGAGAUUGCACUGCGUCGGGCCUGCAAGCCGCAAGUGCUGCAGAAGUUCCCCACUGGUUCUUUCAUUCAGGCUCUGCUUGAUUCCGAUCCAUCCCUGAAGCAGGUCAACCAAGUUCUGGAGGGUCCCAUUCUGAUCUCCUCAGACGAAUUGGCGUAUGCACUCAAAGUCUUCUUGAACCAGGCACGUUCGCACUCUGGGGCUCUUGAGGAGACGGCUCGUGCAAUUUCCAACGGCGAUGUCGCUACUCCCACUCAGGAGCUCACAAAACAUCUCGGGUCCGAAACGGCAAACCUGAAGGACAUUUUUACUGGUCUGAACACCUCCCUCCAGAAGAUUCAUGCUCAACCUCUUCCGGUUGUUGUGACUUCCCUUCGCUCGAACCUCUCGCGGACAGAGCUCUUCUCUAUGGUCCACCAUCUCCGUCUUUCUCUCGCUACCGGAGGCUACACCUCUCGCUUCACCGAAAAUCCUCCCACCCCCAUUACGCCUCACCAGAUUACGCCCGCUCUUUCCCUCGAUGUCAUCGUCGACCUUCUCACUGCUUCCGUGGACGCCGUUGGUCCAUCCGGUUGGAUCUCCGCUGUCCCGGCAGCUGGCGAGUUCGAGGAAUCAGACUCUGUCACAGCGGCUGCCAGCCGUGAGAUGGAACUGAUUGCGGACAUGAAGUCUGAGGUCUCCGCUGCCCUCGCAGGUGUAGAGGAAGCAACCUAUCUCAAGGGAAUCAUGUGCGAAUACCUCCGGUUCGCAGACCAGGUUGUUACCCCAGCCGCUACCUCAGAGGAUGCCCUGGCCAAGAUGGAUGCCGAGGCCACUGGUCCUUCUCACCUUGUCCGCUACGAGAAGCUCAAUGGUGCCGACCUGAUGAUCUUCACUCGUCCCGGUGAAGGUGAAGAUGGAUUCGAUGGUGAUGGCGGUGGCAAGAUGCUACCCCUGUCGCUCAAAACUACUUCCGGUGACGUCUCCCGCACUAAGAUGAAGAAGUCUACAGGCGAGAUCAAGAGCCGCACCAGCCGUGAGAUUGGAUACUUGCGUCGCAAGGCGGUCGGCAAGUACUCUUUCGAGCGACUCAUUAUCUAA